UUGUCCCCACAAGAAACAUUAGCUCUCCACUCCAUCUUCGGUUCACACUAUUGGGGGUCCUUUCAUACACUAUAAAACACUCACGCAUCCCCUCUGAUCUCCCAUACUCAUAUCCUCGUAGCUAGAAAUGGGGAGGGUUAUCUUGCUAGCCAUAGUCUUUGCACUGGCCUUCGCACUGACCGAGAGCAUUCCCUUCACCGAGAAGGACCUCGCAUCGGAGGAGAGCUUCCGAGACUUGUAUGAGAGGUGGCGGAGCAUCCACACGGUGUCGCGGGACCUCGACCUCGAUGAGAAGCACAAGAGGUUCAAUGUGUUCAAGGAGAAUGUCAAGUUCAUCCAUGAAUUCAACAAGAAGGACAAGCCCUACAAGUUGAAGCUAAACAAGUUCGGGGACAUGACCAAGGAAGAGUUCAGGAACACGUUUGCUGGGUCUAAAGUGAUGCACCACCGGAUGCGCCGGGGAAGCCUGCGUAGCUCCGCCAGGACGUUCAUGUAUGAGAAGAUAGCUGACUUGCCUCCCUCUGUGGACUGGAGGCAAAAUGGUGCAGUUACAGGCGUCAAAGAUCAAGGCCAAUGUGGUAGCUGUUGGGCUUUCUCAGCAGUUGCUGCAGUGGAGGGCAUAAACCAGAUCAGAACCAAAAACCUUGUUUCCCUCUCGGAGCAAGAGCUGGUCGACUGCGAUAACAAGGAUGACAAUGGAUGUGAUGGAGGUCUAAUGGAUCAUGCAUUUGAGUUCAUUAAAGGAAACGGGGGAAUAACAACUGAAGCAAACUACCCCUAUGUAGGGAAAGAUCAAACAUGCAACUUAUCCAAGGAGAAUUCUCAUGUGGUUGUGAUUGAUGGACAUGAGGAUGUUCCCGAGAACGACGAGGAUGCUUUGAUGCAAGCAGUGGCCAAUCAGCCUGUCUCUGUCGCUAUUGAAGCAAGCGGUUCAGCUUUCCAAUUUUACUCUGAGGGUGUUUUCACUGGAGAUUGUGGCACAGAUCUGGAUCAUGGAGUUGCUGUCGUAGGAUAUGGAACAACAAGGGAUGGGACAAAAUAUUGGAUAGUAAAGAAUUCAUGGGGUUCUACGUGGGGUGAGAAUGGCUAUGUAAGGAUGGAGCGUGGUAUCUCAGCAAAACAAGGGCUAUGUGGUAUAGCUAUGCAGGCAUCCUAUCCAACCAAAGCAUCUCCCGAGAAAGAAGCACCUCUUAAGGAUGAGCUUUAGGAAGUUAAUUCCUUUCACAUUCUCCCUGGAAAAAAAAAAACUUAAAGGUUUCUGUGUUUUUAAUUUCUCUUGUAAGACAAUUCCACUUAAUAUUAAUGAAUAAAUGAGCGUUUAGCUCCAUUAUGCU
Molecule: messenger RNA, 1334 nt
Organism: Phoenix dactylifera (date palm)
Lineage: Eukaryota; Viridiplantae; Streptophyta; Magnoliopsida; Arecales; Arecaceae
Product: vignain-like
Biological process (GO): proteolysis
Molecular function (GO): cysteine-type peptidase activity
Source: RefSeq, a predicted model, not a curated record